AAGCGUCAGUGAAAGCUGCGCGCACGGUGCGCGUUUCAGUCACGAGCUUCAUCUGACACCUGUGGUGCUUCAUCGCAUUCGUUCACGUGUACGAAUGACUGAUUACUUGUUUUUAUCUUCAGCAUCUCAUCCCUAUACGUCGUCCUUUCCUACAUUGUUGCACGCGCAAUUGAUAUUUAUUGAUGAGCCACGUAAAGGUUUUUCUGGAUGCUAAAUGAAGAGGAAAACCAAAAUAAUUUGUCAGAUUCAAGAAGUGGCAUCAUGGGAUGCGGCACAUCCAUUGCUGUUGAGAACCAAACGCGACCCUCAGAGACAGAUCGGUCCAUCAAGCAGUCCAGCCCAGCUCUGACUAUAAAAGCUGCCAUUUUGAUCCAGCGUUGGUACAGACGGUAUGUUGCUCGUCUGGAGAUGAGAAGACGCUACACCUGGAACAUCUUUCAGUCCAUUGAGUAUGCAGGUGAACAGGACCAGCUACAGCUGUCCAGUUUCUUCACUUUCAUGUUGGACAACUUCACGCAGGUGAAUGAAAAUGGACCAGACUUGAUCUCUCACCUUUUGGACUCUGUGGUCGACCCUUUAACUGAGGAGGUCAGACAGCUGAAGUACGAGCAGAUUGUUGUGCCAGAGUCAUACAGCGGUCCUCGUAUCUCUUUCCCACUGAGUGUGACUGAUACCAAUGCCCUGCUUAGUGCCUUCAAAGAGGAGCAGACUCUUCAUGGAAAAUUUGUGCUGCAGUUGCUAUACGAAACGAAGAAGUUUUUAAAACAGAUGCCGAAUGUCAUAUACCUGUCGACGUCUUAUGCAAAAGAGAUUACUAUUUGUGGAGAUCUUCAUGGAAGACUGGAUGACUUACUGCUUAUAUUUUACAAGAACGGUCUGCCCUCUGCUGAGAACCCCUACAUAUUCAAUGGAGACUUUGUGGAUCGAGGAAAGAAAUCUAUAGAGAUUAUCAUCAUACUAUUUGCCUUCCUGCUGCUCUACCCAGACCACAUGCAUCUGAACAGAGGAAACCAUGAGGACCACAUCAUGAACCUCAGAUAUGGAUUCACAAGAGAAGUCAUGCAGAAGUACAAGAAACAUGGAAGGGAAAUCCUACAGCUUUUACAAGAUGUAUUCAGCUUACUUCCACUGGCAACUGUCAUUGAUAACAAAGUCCUUAUAGUUCACGGUGGCAUAUCAGACACGACUGAUCUGGACUUCCUGAGCACUGCAGAAAGACAUAAAGUGAAAUCUGCUCUUAGGCUGCCCAAACGCAGCUUGGAUCAUCUGAAUGUUCAGUCCUGCAGUCGCAGCAGCAGCAGACAGAGCGGCAGGUCCAGGCUGGGCAGCCCCUGCUCCACAGGCCGAACCAGCCGUGCAUCCAACAGGAGGAAGAAGCGUUUCACCAAACAGGAGAGCUGCUCUUCGUCGUCUUCAUCCUCUUCUUCUUCUUCUUCAUCAUCAUCUAGGAACACUCCUCAUCGUCUUCCUCCACCAUCCCCCAGUCUUCCUUUAGAGGUGCUCCAGGUCCCUUUCCUGGACUCCUUUGUAUCUCUAGAACCUCCCGAGCCACCCAGAGAGGAGCUGGAGUGGAAACAAAUUGUGGAUAUCCUCUGGAGUGACCCUAAAAAUCAAAAUGGCUGCAGUCCAAACACCUUCCGUGGUGGGGGCUGUUACUUUGGGCCAGACGUAACGCAGGCACUUUUGCAAAAACACGGCCUCUGUCUGCUCAUUAGAUCACAUGAGUGUAAACAAGAGGGCUAUGAGCUCUGCCAUAAUGGACAGGUUAUCACUAUUUUCUCUGCCUCUAACUACUAUGAAGAGGGCAGCAACCGUGGAGCAUACAUCAAACUGGGGCCUGAACUCGUCCCUCGUUUCUUCCAAUAUCAAGUCAGUCGCUGCACCAGAAAACUGACUCUUCAUCAGAGAGUUCGUGCGGCGGAAGGAUCUGCUCUUAGGGCUCUGAAAGAGAAGCUCUAUGCUCACCGCUCUGAGCUGAUAGCUGCCUUUCAACAGUAUGACAUAGACAACACAGGCCGUAUCUCCAUUAGCGAGUGGGCACAGGUGGUCGAGUCUAUUUUGCGGUUGGAUCUGCCAUGGAGAACCCUGCGUCCUCGCCUGGCCCGUCUUGGGCCGGAUGGUGAAGUGGAGUAUGAGUCAUGCUUUGAGGACAUCACCCCUGGAGAACCCAUUCCUCCGGUGACACCAAACCUGGCCGAAACUCUUUAUAGGUACAGAACUGACCUGGAGAUCAUAUUUAACAUCAUAGAUAAGGAUCAUUCAGGUCAGAUCUCCAUCGAGGAGUUUCGUCAGACCUGGAAGCUCUUCAGUUCUCAUUUGGGGGUGGCUGUGAAUGACCAGGCCAUAGAUGACAUGGCUAGAAGCAUUGACUUUAAUAAAGACGGCAGCAUUGAUUUUAAUGAGUUCCUGGAGGCUUUCAGGCUUGUGCAUAAACUGGAUGUCAAAGAGCAACAGCAGGGUUAAUACUGGAUGAUCAGCUCACAAGACGGACUCUUCUAUUCAUCAUUUUUAUUUUCAUCUUAACUCAUAAAACCCUAUGUACAACAUAAGCAAUUACUCAUAGCAUGACUUUCAAGGAUUUGUGUUUUUCUAAAGGUAAAGAGUUUCAAUCUUACUAGCUUGUGUUAAGCAAAUGUGAAAGAGCUUUAAAGGUGCACUGUGUAGAUGUAGAUUUUUACCAGCAUCUAGUGGUGAGAUUGUGACAGCUCAUCACUCCCUUUCGAAAUGCAACCUACGGUAGCCACCACAGGACAAACAUGUCAUCAUCUGAGAGAAUGUAGUGACAAAACGUGCUCUGUAGAGCAGUUUGUCUAUUCAAGGCUACUGUAGAAACAUGGCGCCGCAAAAUGGUGACUUCCAUGUAAGGGGACCCAAGGUGUAUGUAGAUAUAAACGGCUAAUUUUAAAGGACAAGUUCGGUAUUUUAGACUUAAAGCCCUGUUUUCAGAUUGUUUAUGGUCAAAUAGAAUGGUUUUGACUGAAAUUUCGACAUUUUCGGCUGCCCUGAGAAUUUUCGCUUGUUUGUGUUUCAGCUCAGACCUCUACAAUGGCUGUAUAGGUGCACUGGAACAAUCCUUCCUAAAAUGCAUUAAACUUUCGUUUACAAAGACGAGAAACUCACCGAGUGGUCAGGGGUGUUCACUGAUAUGCUCACACAAAAAUCGCGUUAAAAGAUGCUUUCCAACAGCUGUUUUAGCAUUCGUUGUUAACUUGUGGACCUAUUUCCCCAAACGCCUCACACCCGUACAUUCUUCCGCUUAGAGCUUGAAUAAUAAACACUCCAGCCCAGGAGAUGGCGCUAAUCCGCCUUUGCCAAUUGCAAGAAUAGAAACAAAGUUCCCGGCGUGGAGUAAUACCGUACCUCACAGGACGUCUAAUACAGUCAAUGGAGUUGGUAAAAACUACGAUAAAACCUGUUGGAAUGCGUCUUUUGGAGCGAUUUUUGUGUGAGCAUACCAGUGAACACCCCUGACCACUCGGUGAGUUUCACGUCUUUGUAAACGAAAGUUUAAUGCAUUUUAGGAAGGAUUGUUCCAGUGCACCUAUAAAGCCAUUGUAGAGGUCUGAGCUGAAACACAAACAAGCGAAAAUUCUCAGGGCAGCCGAAAAUGUCGAAAUUUCAGUCAAAACCAUUCUAUUUCACCAUAAACAAUCUGAAAACAGGGCUUUAAGUCUAAAAUACCGAACUUGUCCUU
Molecule: messenger RNA, 3694 nt
Organism: Paramisgurnus dabryanus
Lineage: Eukaryota; Metazoa; Chordata; Actinopteri; Cypriniformes; Cobitidae
Gene: ppef1
Product: protein phosphatase, EF-hand calcium binding domain 1
Biological process (GO): detection of stimulus involved in sensory perception
Molecular function (GO): protein binding; iron ion binding; calcium ion binding
Source: RefSeq, a predicted model, not a curated record